Molecule: messenger RNA, 1190 nt
Organism: Aspergillus wentii DTO 134E9
Lineage: Eukaryota; Fungi; Ascomycota; Eurotiomycetes; Eurotiales; Aspergillaceae
Exons: 2
Coding region: 434-976 (180 amino acids)
Source: RefSeq, a predicted model, not a curated record
CGUGAGACUAUUUAUCAAUACCCACUAUUUUCACGAAAUCCAAUGUGUAACAAAGAAAUCUCCUGACUCAGAAUUCCGGCGCGCAGCUUGUGGUUCUCAUUGGCCUAGAAAGGGUGUUCCCUGGCGACUACAUGGUACUCGGCGCCAAUGUUGCAGAAUGCCCCGAUACGCUACGUCUAGGGUUUCAAAAUCGCAGGAUUUGAGCCUAUCACCAACGCAAUUUCUUCCUAAAAAGAAGAAGGUCAUGUUUAUGGUGGCGACUUUGGUACCUGAUGUGCCUAUAUACUGACGUUGGUUUUCCCAAUUCCCUUUUCGCCGUCAUUUCCUCUUUUAUCCCCCACCUUUUCAUACAUAUUCAACCACCCAACCGUGAACAACGCCUUAAUAAUUACGCCUAUUUACUAUCACCAGCUCAAAAUAAGGCUCUACAACCAUGUUCCGCUCUUUCGAUCUAUUAUUUUACUAUUAUAUUAUUAUUGGGUUACUCUUGACACAAGCGACAGCCCAGAAUAUCUUGGAUGCGGAAACCCAGGAUAGCGCUAAAGCGUCGUAUAGCUCUAUAAGUGUUUCUACUCAAGGGAUAAUUGUUAUGUGCGCUAUCAUAGGGAUUGUUUUGGUUAUAGGACUAUCUUUCACUGCUAUUUUAAUCAUUUCGAAGAGGCGUGGAUGGACGAUAGUCGAAACAAUCUGCUAUCCAGUACGACGGGUAUUUAAAUCUAGAAAGACAACGUCUACUACCGGAUCCACCAAGGAAUCAAAACUAUCCGACGGGGAGCUUUCGAUAAGCACGCUGGAAGGAGUGAAAUGCCAAAAGCCAAAGCAUAGCACAUCAGUACGGCACAAUCAAGCAGAUCCAGAAAAGGGACUCAACACAGUGCCUCAAAUAACCACGACCAUCGUGGCGGAUGGAGCUUCCUUUGAUGACAAACGAAACACCAGAGGAUGGGGAACGCUUUUCACAUUUGGGCGGCCUUGAGCGAGAUGGUACUGGUUUAUUUGCUGGUCAAAUGUUCUGGUUUUGAGCUUGUGAUACUUCGGCGAUAUUUCUUAUAUGCCUUAUGAGUUACGUCUGGUUUUAGGUGUUAUUUCUCUUAUAUAGUUAAUCGACAUUUACAUUCCAACCUGGGGCUUAGAGCUAGCAGCUAAAUAAAAGAGACGGGGAAAUAAACGCCCCUAGCCUUAGGAACAUG